This is a messenger RNA of Daucus carota subsp. sativus, 2360 nucleotides long. Its product is annotated as ankyrin repeat protein SKIP35. The transcript has 4 exons. NCBI's taxonomy places the organism in Eukaryota, Viridiplantae, Streptophyta, Magnoliopsida, Apiales, Apiaceae. The coding region runs from base 351 to 2210 and encodes 619 amino acids. The record is from RefSeq and is a predicted model, not a curated record.
GAAAGGUUGAAAUUAAUUAGGAAUCGAAAAUAGUAGUGUAAGCAGCAGGUCCAUGAGGGACAUUGUGGGUCUCAAAUUUCUCUCUCACUCAAUAACAACACACACCAACAUUAACACCUUUCUCCCCCACUAAUUCAUCAAGAGAUUCAGGGCUUCAUUUGUCAAUUGAUAGUGGUGGGGGGUUACUUGCCUUUUUUGGCUAAAGGGGAUAAUAUUGAGAUUUUAGGUGUUUUUUAAUAAAUUUUUUUAGUCUGGCACAAAGAUUUUGACUUUGGAGAUCUGAUUGUUGUACUUGGGAGAACUGAGUAUUUGAGAUUUGGGACGGUCCCGGAAGUCAGAAAGGAACAGAUAUGGAGGAUAAGAAAGCGUUGAUGGAGCUCGAUUUGAGAAAUGAAUUUAUGCCUCUUGAUGAGUGUACUGACAUGGAAAUUGAUGAAAAUGAGAAUGGUAGUAUGAAAAAUGAAGGAGGAGAGGCAAGUGAUGGUGAUGUAGUGUUUUCAAGGGAAGGUCCAUUGGCAAGUGACGGACAUAUAGGAAUGCUUGAAAAUACUUGCACUUGCGGAGCAUCUAAAAAGAUGAAAUCUACACUGGCGACUUCAGAUUCUGAAACUGGAAGUACUGAUAAUGGCGUGCCUGCAAAGAAACUCAGCAGACAAGACAGGAUUGAGCUGGGGAGAAUGUUUCAGGCUGCUGUGAGUUGUCGUGACUGGGAACUUGCGGAAAGUCUGAUUUUGUUGGCGGAUCCCCAGACACUAAAUGAUUCCUUGUGUAUUUCGCUCGAUUCAGUUUGGUUUUUGAGCACAGAGGAGGAGCUAUUUGGUAUAACAGGAAUAAUCAAAAAAGUUAUUGCUAAUGGUGCUUAUGACUUUACUAGAGCUGCUCUCAGAACUUCAUUCCUUGCAUCCUGUGUUUCUGCAUGCCAAAGCCGAACAAUGAGCCUGGCGGAUACUGUUUCUGUAAUGGCAGAACGGUUGCACGAACGUCUCCAGGAAUGUAACGGGGAUGAGGUUUUGAAAGCUGAGGCUGGUGCCAAGGUCCAAAAGUUCACUGAAUGGGCUCUGAAAUGUAUAGGUUUUCAUUCUCGUUGCCAGGGUAAUGGAGAUGACAUCUAUCAAAACUCACCCGUUCAGAUUCAACUUCAAUUAUCCGCAUUCAAGAUUUUUCUUGAUUUGGCGGGAAACAAUCUAUCUGGAAAGGACUUUACGGAAGCCUUUGAUGCAGCGUGUUUCCCUCUUACUCUGUUUUCUAGUUCAUUUGAUCCCGGUUGGGCAUCAGGCAUAUCAGCGACUGCCAUCCAAGGGUUGCUGAGUAUGCUCGUAGAUGGGGGUGCAGACAAUGUCAAUCAAUGUUUUCUUGAAGCCUCACGUUUCGGGAGUACAGAGCUUGUCCGCAUCCUUUUGCAGAUCGCCCAAAGGAAUAGUUUGGAUGUUGAUGUUGAUCUGGCUUUGGGCUUUGCUUCUCAUUAUGGCAAGAUUGGAACUAUGGAAUGUCUAGUCGAAGAAGGGAAUGCAAUGACCUUUUUGGGUCCUCUCAUGAGGGCAGCUGAGAGGGGUUGUCUGCUGGUUGUUCAAUGGUUUGUUAAGAGAGGCUGCCGAGACAUGGAACUUUGUCUAGCUCUUACAGCUGCCACUUCCAGUAGUCAAGUUGAGAUCGCUGCCUAUCUCCUACCUCAUGUCCCGCAUCAUGUGCUUUCAGCUCUUAGCGUUGAAAUUCUAAAGGCUGCUGGUGAAAGAAGCAGUGGGUCACUUGACGGGGUAGCAUUUCUCCUCAAGUCUGAUUUUCUUGGAGAUCCUGCAGCCACAUACGCUGUGGCUGAGAGCAUUUCUAAAUCUGAUGACGACGGUGUUGCACCCCAGCUCAGGGACUUUCUGCGGGAACACUGGUCAGAAGGUGCUUUCUUGGAUGGGUUGAGAGAAGGCGAAGAUAACUACUUAAAUUUAGUGAGGAUUUUGAAGUGGGGUGAAUCUCCUAUUUGUUUAGGAGAUCUUCCGUCUGCUCUAAAGGUGGCUAUAGCGUACCUGCCAUUGUACAGGGAGUGUGUUGAGGCAGGGGGGUGUUUGCUGUCACAGAGACUGAGGGGACAACUUGUGGAAGCUGCAAGAAGAUUGGGAGGUAAAAAAUUGGAUGAAGCUGGACAAGAAAAAGAACUCUUGGCUGUUUUGGAGCAUCAUCUUCCUCAGUUUUUUUUGUACGAGGCAAAGUGUGCUUAAUCAAGAUUAUCAUAUCUUAAAUUUUGUACUCAUGGAUUUCAUCUUAUCUCCUCCAGCUCGCAUGGAUGUUAAUAACAUAAUAUAGAGAGAUUAAAGGUGAUUGAAAAAUGUAUGCUUUAUCGUUUGAAAUUUAUCUUUUGCUUCCCUAUC